This is a messenger RNA of Anopheles darlingi, 5398 nucleotides long. RefSeq lists its product as uncharacterized. Bases 2104 to 5319 code for a protein of 1071 amino acids. Gene Ontology annotation, biological process: Golgi organization; phosphatidylinositol phosphate biosynthetic process; endosome organization. Gene Ontology annotation, molecular function: 1-phosphatidylinositol 4-kinase activity. Lineage: Eukaryota; Metazoa; Arthropoda; Insecta; Diptera; Culicidae. Gene Ontology annotation, cellular component: trans-Golgi network; plasma membrane; lysosomal membrane. The record is from RefSeq and is a predicted model, not a curated record. The transcript is spliced from 11 exons.
AGCCUUAUCUUGAAGGUGGAUUAUGGUCAGUGACGUCUUUAAUGCAGCUGCGUACACUUCUCCGCGUUAUGAGAUGGAAUAUCGUGAUUUUUCUUUAUCAGCACUCCCGUGGCUUUAGCCAGGUGAAAGAGAUUUGGCAGUGUUCGACCAUUCGCCCAACGGACGCAAAAGAUGCUCAACAUAAACUUAGUUGCCCUACAUAAUCGAUUCCAACAGUAUCAACAUGGCACGUGGCACUUACACUUCGGAAGCCUACUGUGGCUGUGUUGCUAGAAGCCCGGAAAUGGAUUUAUUAUCAAAUUAGCCUUGCCCACUGACGAUGGGAGCACUUACAUCCGCUCUUUUGUUGUUCGAAUGUUUCCGGCUCCUAGUUCUCGUGCGUAUCCAAAUUGAGGAAUGUUUUUGGGUAAAAGCUUAAUCACGAUUCCCGUCGAUAAGGACGAUGAUAGCGUAUCAAAAGGCGCAUCAAGUAUUUCCAUCAGUGGCAAUUUAAGGCACUAUUCGUCAUUAUAUGGCUAUGGCUUCUAUGAUUUUUCAUUUACACAUCCCGCUGGGAGUGCUCUAAUUGAAUCUUAUGCUUUGCCCUCCUGCGCUCCUGGGUAGUUCGUUUUCGAAACGGUUUGUUGGCAAAGGGCACAGGUCGUCUGGCUUAAACUUCUGCCCGAUUUUCUUCGAACCAAAUGAGCCAUCUAAUGCGGUCCUGAUGCUCGGAGCAGAGUACGCGGAAGGAGCUGCUCAUGUUUUGAUUUUUGUGGCCGAAUCCGAUCGGAGCGAAAGGACAUCCGUAAGCAGCACGAACCUUGUUCGAGCUUCCAUCCGAGCAUUCGGUCACGUUCUCGGCCAUCAUCGAAAGCUCUCUCCUACCGAUCGCACCGGAAUUAGACGAAGUUCGUCCGAAGCCCUUCAUACCUUUCCGGAGACGAAACGGACAAGAGGCAAGCGGCAUCGUAGUAGCCCCCCGUAGAGAACGAAGCAGUACAGAGACUACACCACGUUAGUCAAUCUACUAGUCAGCGCGUUUCGGUGUGUUUGUUAGUGGGCGCGCGUGGGUCUGUGGGCUCUCUCUAUAUCUCUCUCUCGCGCAAACCACACCACGACACGCGGCGACACAAUCGACGUCACAACCCAAGAGCCAUUUUCCGCCUUACUGCUGUUGGCCCAGGUGGCCCUCGUCUCUUCCGCUCAUUUGCCCCUCGUGGCCUUUCGUGCGCAUUUACUCGUGACGAUUGACGUGGUUGGAGAAGAGCGGAAGGAUAGCGUGUGCGGGUGGAGCGAGUUUUCGCCUUGGACGAUUUUGCCACCUUCGUAGGCUUCCGAACCUUCCGAACGGGCUGGCCAUCGUCAGUCGACUUGAACGUGGCCGGGCAUACGCGACAGCAGCAGCGCGCAACACCACUAAGACCGCCACUAUCACCGUUGUGUUGUGCAGUGGCUGUGCCGUUUCUGUGCCUACCGCUAGAUAUCGCGAAUAUUUUCCAACCAUCAGUUUCGGUGGGCCACAGAGUGACAGUCUCCUCACCCACUGUUGUUGUGUGGUACAACACAUCGUCACCCUCGGCGACUACUACAGCCUGCACACCGGAUGGUGGUGCUACUGACGGCCUGCUACGUCGCUUUCUACGCCGCGCCUACGUCGUUUAAUUAGAGGAAAAUUCCUAAUGAUGUGCGGCUAUGGUACUGUUGUUGUUGUUGCCGUCGUAGCGCUGUGCCCGGCGGCUGAGAGGACGAAGAUGACGACGUCGAGAGCUGUCUGAUUAACCUUCCGCUGGAUUAAUCGUGUGCCUGCGUGUGUGUGUGUGUGUGUUUUCGGCUGUGUGGGUGUGUGGAAUUGUGAUUUAGCACCACCAGUGGUCGCAUGUUUAAAUGCGGGUGUCCUUGUGAUCCCGGGGAGUCGUUGUUGUCGUUGUUGUCGUUGUUGUUGGGGCAGUAAUUCAAUUAUCUGACGUUAUAGCAACACGCGCCGCGCAUUCCGUAAUAAUCGCGUGCAAAAGUAAGGAACCGAUGGUUGGUCCAUUCGAAAUAAGUGCAUCAGCAGCAGCCCUUUAGUUGCUAAGGUCGACGUGGCUCACGUAGUCACUAGAGGGUACACAGAGCCGGGCCAAGAUGCUAGUGGAAACCAUCGGGACCAGUGGUUUUAUCCUCGACGAUCGAAACAUUAUUGGCCACGGUGAAAGCGUACGAAAUGAGGGAUUGGCCCAGUAUGAUAUUCCGGUGGUAGCGGUGAUGGAUGGCAGUAUUGAGGACGUUGAGCAUAAGUCGCGACGAGCCCAGCUCUCGUCCUUCCAUGGCGGUGGCCUUUCCGUAGUGAAUCCCACGUAUCUGUUAGUAACAGAAGGAGAAGUGGGAGUGGGAGCAGCAGCAGCAGCAGCAAUAACACCACACCAGUCACCGACUAACAUCCUCACCGGAAAUGUGCCAGCCGCCAUCAUCGGGCCGAAUCCUUCUCCGGUGCAGCAACCACCAGCAGUAGGAGCAGCCAGUGCCUUCCAGUUGAGUACGGCCAUCGUGAGUCUGGAUGGAUCACGGUCUGGCCGACGGGCGCUCGAGGCCGGUGGUGCGUGUGAGACGCGCGUCGAGUGUAUUAACGGCGAGUUUCUGAUCAACGAGGACGAUUACUAUCCCUACAACGACAUACCAGAUGACCCUCACUUCAGUGAUUUGGUGUACUCGGCGGAGAUUGCAAUCGAUGGCGGCAUUUACCCGGAACGCAUCUAUCAAGGUAGUAGUGGAUCGUACUUCGUGAAAAAUCCAGCAAACAAAGUAAUUGCCGUGUUCAAACCAAAAGAUGAAGAACCGUACGGCCGGCUUAACCCAAAGUGGACCAAAUGGAUGCACAAACUGUGCUGUCCUUGCUGUUUCGGACGCGCAUGUCUCAUACCGAACCAAGGGUACCUCUCGGAAGCCGGAGCGAGUCUUGUGGACCAAAAGCUGAACCUUAACAUCGUGCCAAAGACGCGCGUUGUUCGAUUGGUGUCGGAGACGUUCAACUAUCCCCGGCUCGAUCGGCAGAAAGCACGGAUCAAGAAAACGAUCAAGGAGCGUAUUCCGGCAGCGCGCUUUAACCGAAUGUCGCUACCACCGAAGACGGGCUCGUUUCAGUUGUUCGUGGAUGGGUACAAGGACGCCGACUACUGGUUGCGACGCUUUGAGCAGGAACCACUACCGGCACGGUUGGGCCAAAAGUUUCAACUACAGUUUGAACGACUCGUCGUGCUCGACUACAUCAUACGAAACACGGAUCGGGGCAACGAUAAUUGGCUGAUCAAGUACGAUCAACCGACGAUCCUGCCGACGUCACCAACAUCACCGAACGGUGCUGGUCUAACCAGCCCCAAUGGCUUCGGCAUGCAGAAUGGCGGCAGCAAUGGUUUCAUGCCUCGCAGCAGUACUCGCCUGGAGAUGACGGAACACACGGACUGGAAUUUGGUGCAGCUGCCGGAGAUUCGAAUUGCGGCAAUCGAUAAUGGGCUGGCGUUUCCGUUCAAACAUCCGGACUCGUGGCGCGCUUACCCGUACCAUUGGGCCUGGCUGCCGCAAGCGAAGCAACCGUUCAGCCAGGACAUCCGGGACCUGAUACUGCCCUCGCUGUCCGAUCUGAACUUUGUCGAGGAGCUGUGCAACGAGCUGUACGAACUGUUCCGGCAGGAUAAGGGUUUCGACCGGGGCCUGUUCGAGCGGCAAAUGUCUGUGAUGCGUGGUCAGAUACUGAAUCUAACACAAGCUUUAAAAGACGGCAAGAGCCCGGUACAGCUGGUACAGAUGCCGGCCGUCAUCGAGUUACUUUCGAUUGUGCCGAUGUUCAGCGAACUAACCCGCGUGCUUCCUGUCGAUUUGGGACCCUACACCGAGCAGCUCAUGAAAUAUUCGAAUAUUCCAGACCAACUUACCCGCUAUGUACAACCUCCGAAGCGAGAAUCCUGCAAACCGGUUAGCAGCUACAAAGCACCAGAGGUGCAGUUUGGGUGUGAUAGCGUCUACAAAACAUCCUUCCACACGGACCCCCAACUAGUCGUCAAUGCACGGCCAUUACCGAUCAAGCCACAAUCGCACCUGACACCCCAUCCAGGAACGCUGGAGAAGGACACGGUCACAGCGCUCUCAUACCCAGGUUAUCAACACAGCGAACGGGUACAACCGAUCGUUCCAACAGCAAACCAACUCAUACAACCGGGUCCUCUGCAGGAGAUGACGACCACGCGCCAUGACUAUGUUCCCAAGACGACACCGAAGCGAUACAAAAUUGUGCCAAGCGGACAUAUGCACGUGCACAGUGCACCGUUCGAGAAGCAGACGGUGAACAAGCUAUCCUACAGCUGCCCGAAUAUGGCUGACUUUGAACCGGCACGAUCCUGCAAACCGAUCCGCCAGUACGAGCGGUCCGAGAUUCCGAUGGAAUCGGAAACGACCAACAAGCUCAGUUACGGGCCGGUUUGCCCAGCACCGAAGGAGGCAAUGCCUUGGGCACGUCGUGGCAGUUUCCAGCCACCAACGGUGGCCAUUAGUUGCGAUACGACGUACAAAAAGAGCUACAUCCCGAGCGGUGCCACCGAUCGGCCCAAGCCAGUACUGCCUUACAACAACCUCGCCGUACCCGCCGGUUCGGGAUUCGAAUCGAGCACGGUGUACAAGGAGAGCUACCAUAGUGCAGCUUGUGGAGGACGGCCACCUGCCAUCCGGCCUCAGUGCCACCUACAGAUAGCCGACCAACGGCUGGAAGAUGAUACGGUUUAUAAGAUGUCCUUUGCCUCGCACUGCCACGCGGAACGUCCGGCUCCGAUACUGCCCCGGUCCGCGACGAUGAUGGGUGAAGGCCCAAUGCAGGAGAUGACAACGCAGCGGCACGAUUUCGUCGGAAAGCCACCCGCCAAACGGGAACCGAUCGUUCCGCAAGGAUCACUCGCCAUACCAGUUGGUCGUGUGGAUAGUGCCACAACCACCCGGUUGUCCUAUCCUGCGACCAAUAAGGAGAAUAUCGUCCCCACGAAAUCCUGCAAACCCGUUCUAAUCUACAAGCGACCGGAAGAACGAAUGGAGAGUGAUACGACGCAGAAGCUAAGCUACAUGCCGGUCUGCCCGCCACCGAAGGAACAUUACCCGUGGGCGCAACGGAAGCGUUAUGAAGCACCGAAUCAACCGAUGGAAUCGGACACGGUUCAGAGGUUAAGCUAUCCCGCACCGGGACAGUAUAUCGAGGAACCCUGCCCAGGCAGCAUGGCGGCUCCGUGCUGUCAGGGCUGCAGUCCUUCCGCGAUCAACUGCUGCUCAACCUCGGUGGAUACGGACGGCAACACCAACUAUCCACGAGCCGCAAUAGUGUAACGGUUCCUCGGUCCAGUAUCUCGGCAUGUUCUGGACGACCUCCAAGAGUAGAUGUUAGGACAAAGCGGGACAAGUGGCA